Ambispora leptoticha is the source of this 944-nucleotide messenger RNA. Lineage: Eukaryota; Fungi; Glomeromycota; Glomeromycetes; Archaeosporales; Ambisporaceae. The record is from the annotation of a GenBank genome assembly.
AUGCCGGCUAGUACUAAAAAAGCAGCUAACAAAAAUAAAACUGAACCUGUAUUAGUUACACGCACGCUACGAUCUUCGGUAAAACGGAAAAACGAAGAAUCACAAGAACCGCCGGUCUUUGAAGACGCGCAAAUAUCCAAAAGUGACUCGGAAGAAUCGGUUCAGCAACAAUCUGUUUUUUCAUCGUCCGCAAGAACAAAAAGUCGACGCGGUGGUCGAAAUAAAAAACAAAAAGUUAUCCGUGACCAGAUGGAUAAUAGUUUACAUGUCAAAGUUGAAGUGGAUAAUAAUCUUUCACGAGAAGAGGAUGUUAUGUUGUUUGAAAAGCCAAAAAUGAAUGGUCGAAGAGGAGGUCGAAAUAAAAAACUCUUAGUUACCAACAAUAAUCGGGAUAUGUCGAGCGAGGAUAUUAACGAGGAGCAAAUGAAUAAUGCACAAAGCAAAAAUAAUGAUGAUGAUAAAAUUGCAGAAACUCAUCCGGUAAUAUCCUACAAUUCAAAGGUUAAUAGUCGCCGAGGCCGUAAUAGGAAGGUCAUAAUUGGGACUAUAUCCCAUCAUAAUAAUAGUAGUAGUAUUAUUACACAUUCAGCUAGUCUUUCCUCCGAAUCUCAUGUUGAUCCGACGAAAAUUGACGCGACUAAAAAAAGGACUGGAACGAAAAGCGCAAGAAAUUCGGCCCGUAGAGAAGAGAUCCAUAAAGUGAAACCAGCAAGAGGCUCGUUAACAAAGAAGAAGGAAACACCGGACGUUGAGUUUCUAGUGACCAAUCCGAAAUCGGUAUUAAGGAGAAUUAAAUUACCGAAAAAUCUUGAUAUGAAAGAAUUUCUUCCGUUUAACGAAGAACAUCAGCAACGGUUACUUAAUCUAUUGCCCUUCGUUGAUAAAAUGCCAUCAUUUAAUAUGGAUGAUGAUGACUUUGAUAUCUAUCCAGAGAAUGAAAUGGA